Messenger RNA from Ceraceosorus bombacis, 963 nucleotides. NCBI's taxonomy places the organism in Eukaryota, Fungi, Basidiomycota, Exobasidiomycetes, Ceraceosorales, Ceraceosoraceae. The record is from the annotation of a GenBank genome assembly.
AUGAGAACAAGCAAAGCGAGUGUCGCUUGGGACAGCAAGGCUAGCUGCACGGCUGGUACGGUACGUCGCAUGAAGAACACAGAAGCAGCUCCAGAACGCCAGUGUAGAAGCAGAAACUAGUUGUGGCCGGCACUGGGCUCCUACUCUGGAGUUGGUCGGUGGGAACAGAGGUUCGCGGAGUGGAUGGUCGGUGGGACCAGGUGCUGAUACAGAAAGCUUUCUCCUGCUCAAGUGUCGAGGUCUCGAUGUGUUGGAAAGCGACAGCGCCAUCUGGCGGCGGACUGAAGCACAACGAACUUUCAAGUCAGUGCUCCGAACCACCCGAAACACAGCUUGCGCAUCUUAUCAUUGGCCGUCGACAAAGCCAAGCUGUAGUGCCGUGCUGUAUCCUAUCUGUGGGACAGACUAUUGUUCUCAUCCUUGCAAGGGUCGACCGCGAUAACGCUGACUUUCGCUCUCUCUUCCUCUCGCUUAUUUUUCAUACCAAGCAUCGCUACCGUAAUUGCUAGCGUCUGGAAGCACGGACCAAUUGCUAGGUUUGAAAGCACAGACUCGCUGUGACAAAUUCCGUCCGCGUGUGGCGCAGAAGCUUGCUGUUCCCGUAGAGCGUGCUAACGUAGCGAGAAAGUCGCGCAAUCGGCCGGAAGACCAGGAGGAUUUCUGUCCUCUGUGUAAAGUCCAGCGCGUUCGAGACAGGGAUGGGCGGCACAAGAACAAGUCAAGUCAAGGAGCUUGGGGCGACAUGAUGAGCCUUCAACGUUGGUCUUGGACUACUGAAUAGGCCUAGGCCUGAGCGAGGUUUGAACACUACGACGACCGCAGCAUUGCAAACAAGGAGCUGUCCGUGAGUCUGAGACUAUAGACUGCUAUAGAGAAAUUGGCGAGGUAGAGUCAUGACUCUGACGCUGUCACGUAUCACUGUUCGGGCACAGCAGCUCGACUCGACGCUCGCACUUGCCAUAA